UUUGUCGCCAUAACGUGUUUCGUGACUUUCGUCUUCUCUCUCUUCAUUCAUAUUCUUCAUCUUCCUCAUCUUCUUGUUUCUGUAACUUUUAUUGUUGGUUUCUAAAGUUUCUCAUCUCUCUUUUAGAUCUGGUAUCUUCUCAUUCCGGUAUCCUUCUCCUUUGACGUUCUCGUUUUUUUUCCUUCUGUUUAUAAAAAGUUUUCUUGAAGAACCCUAAGGGUUACAUGAUCCAUAUAUCUCUCAUAUUUGUUUAGCUACGGAUUCUCUUUUGUUGUGAUCCCUUCAAUCGUUAGAAAAGAGAGAGAUGUAUUUUGAUAGUUUUUUUUUCUUUUUUUUCACUUUUUAACACUUAUUCGUCUUUUUUUUUUCCUCAAAGCAAGUUUGUACGAAGAACAAGGAAGAUCGGUUUUCUUUUUUUGUUAUUGUAUGAAGAACAAGGAAGAUCGGUUUUCUUUUUUGUUGUUGUUUAAUAUCUUAGAAAUCUAAGGAAUAAUUGGUAGUGAUGGUGUUUCUUAGCAAAUUUGAGUUACAUGAUUUUUGAUUGAUAUCUGUAUGUUGCAGUGACGGAGGCUACUGUAGUUCUUUUAAAAAAAUAUAUUUAUCCCAGGCAAGAAUAAUUCUUGAAUUAGCCUAAGGUGUCUAGUUAAUGUGUUUCCCUACCGUAUCCAGUAUGAAGAAUCCCCUGCGCUGCUCAAUCUCAGUACCUAUACUAAUUCUGGUUAGAUAAAUUGUAUUUCUGAAAAAGUUGCUUCACUCAGCUUUCAUUAAUCUUAGUAGGUUAAGUGCUUGAUAAAUUUGUCUCUGCCUUUCUCUAUUUUGUUUAAUUCAAUCUCAUCUAGGUUGUAAUUUUGCACCAUUCGAUCAAGAAUGAUGUGUUUUGUUGCAUCAAGCUAUAGUUAUGGUUCAUUGUUUGUUAAGAAUUAAGAAGAAUGUAGCACUUUGAAUUAAGGAACUAAAGUUCGGUUGUAUAUUUCCUGAGCAAUAUAUCAGUAUCUAUAAAGUGUCUCUCUACUUGUCAUGCUGCAGCUAAACAUGAGAACGUCUGUUCAGUUGCCUAAAGAUCUGGAAACCAUAAAUUUUUUUUGGCUUUUCUCUUUCUCCUUCAGAGCUAAUUGCCGUUCCCUAUAGUCUAUAGCAAAAGAGAUUUACCACUGUACUCUUUUUCCUUUUUGGUAAGGAAAAACUGAGCUAAGAAUUUUCCUCUUUUUAUAACAAUCUUAAUGGACAGUGAUCUUUUUGUGUACUGUAAUGCGAUAUAAUCUUUAUAUUGCAAUUAAAUUGUCACAGCUUCCCGUAUACAAACCUUGUAAUCUUUACUUCUUUCCUCGUAAGCAGUUUCAUGAAUGGCACUUGAUGGUCUUCAUUUACGUUGUUAUCCAUUACACGUUUUAAGUUCCCCUACUUCACUAACUGUGUAUAUUUUGUUUGGUGAAUUUGCAGGGGUGUAGCACAUGAUAAGGUUCACUUUCUGGUCGCCCCCCAGCGUGGUAGCGGUCAUAUAAUAUCCUUUGUUUCUCAUUUAUGUUUCUUCUUCUAUUGAGGAGGAAUGUUUCUGAUCUUCAUCAAAGAAAGAUGAAAGAAACUGAAAAGGCCAGCAAAAAUUAUUCAGAUUCUUUUAUUAAAAAAAGAUAAGUUGCAGAUGGAACAUUUGUUAUCAUGAAUUUUUUUAUGAAUCAAGCAAGCUUCAACAAUUCCAGUGGUAGUUUAGUUGAGAAAACCCCCAAUUAAUCCGUGAGUGAGGAUGCUAUGGGGUUUAGUGUUCUUUGGAGAACUUGUCAAGGGGAUCCCUCUCUGCUUUCCUGCACCAAAAUUUGUGGGUUAGAAUACUUUUUGAACUUAUGAGUCUAUUUAUGAAGACUUGGUGCUGUAGCAGAACUGAUUGCAAAAGAGGGUAAAUCGGCCACAUUAAAGUUACCGUCUGGGGAGGUCCGUUUGAAGAAUUUGGUCUGUUUGUGCCCGGCUUUGCAACUUAUUAUGGUUUGUGCCCGGCUUUGCUACUUAUUAUGUGAAUAGAAAUGUGUAGUUGCUUUAUAACUGGCAUUUUUGUUUAUAACUCGUCUGACUGGUAUGUGUAGUUUUAUGAGCUACCAGAACCAGGCCUGUAAAAUUAUUUUGGCCCAAACAUAUAUAUUAUGUCCACUUCUAUCGAGCCGAAUAUCCAAGCCCCGAUUUAGUUUUUCUCUCUUUCUCCGAAGCAAAACCCCCAAUUUCCCCCUCUCCAGAUCUCCCUCUAGAAACCCCAAAUGAAGUUGUUUUAGCAGUUUCUGAAAUAAGACUUUCCAAGUCCAUCAAAAGAGUCCAACAAAACUCAGAAUGGGGAGAAGAAGUAAGAAGCGUCUCCACUCGAGGAGGACUAAAAUCACCGAGAUGACGGAACUUGAUGAGGCAUACCAUGAUGGUGAAAAAUUCAUUAUGCACGAGAUGGAGGACCCUGAGACAUAUUGGCUGAACGGAAUUCCAUGUGAGAAAUCGGGUUGGCAGCCCCCAGUUAGGCCUGAUGUUUUGAGUGCUAAUUUUGAUGCGUCUGGAUCAAAGGACAAGAAGUCCCUUGGCUAUGGUUAUCACAUUAGGAAUAGGAAAGGGAUGUCUCUACUCGAAGGAUUUGGCCGAGCCAAGGAUCCUUGUAAUGGAAACAACACAGGCUACAUGGAAAUUUAUGCAUAUUCGAAGAUGUUGCGCAAAGUGAAUCCCAAAUUGUGUCCAAAGCUUGAGGCGAGGUGCGACAAUCUGCUUGCAAUCAAUAUCCUCAAAGGUACCGUGGCAUUCGAUAAACAUACUCAUGGCCCACAACUCGUUAAGCUCAUGAAAUAUGUCAGGAAACUUGUGAAUGAAAAAUACCCAAAGGGAUCAAAAGAGAGGUUUAUAGAAUAUAAAUGGGUCUGCCGCGAAGAGAACUUCCUAACCGACCAUCUAUCACACUUAGGGGGGAGACUAGACUUUUAUGGUGAAAUGCCUAAUCCAAGUGAAGUUCUUAAGAAGAACUGGACCUAUAAGUUCUUGUGGAAUAAGGAUCGGAAGAUUGGAUUUUGCAAGUUUCCUGAGCUGCGACGAAUAGCUCUUGAGCGGCACAACGAUAAUAAGAAGUUCCUUAUAUGCCCCAAUUGCAACCAGAAAGGGCACAAGGUGGAGGACUGCAAGGCUGGGGCAAUUUCCCCUUCGCAGAGAAGAUGUUAUCAUUGUAACCAGCCUGGACAUCUUGCCAGAAACUGUGAAGCUAAGGGUACUGGUUCUGAGCAGUCUACUGGACCUGCUCGAAAGAAACAAAAGAAGGCUUCGGUGCACCCGAAAGGAGGAACCCCAUGACCAGUUAGAGACUAUAUUGGUGUACUUCUGAGACCCCCUUACUUUUUCUAUUUCAUUACUUUUCUGUAACUUGAUUUUUAACAUGUUAAGAGUUUUUGGACAGAGUGUUGUCUCAGAUAAGCCAGUGAGUACUCUUAUGUUAGUAAAUAGAUUUGCCAGUCCCAAGGUUGAAUGAGACCUCAGAAAAGAAAGAGAGAGAGAAGU
Messenger RNA from Papaver somniferum (opium poppy), 3507 nucleotides. RefSeq lists its product as uncharacterized. The coding region runs from base 2314 to 3303 and encodes 329 amino acids. The transcript is spliced from 4 exons. NCBI's taxonomy places the organism in Eukaryota, Viridiplantae, Streptophyta, Magnoliopsida, Ranunculales, Papaveraceae. Gene Ontology annotation, molecular function: nucleic acid binding; zinc ion binding. The record is from RefSeq and is a predicted model, not a curated record.